Molecule: messenger RNA, 3167 nt
Organism: Leptinotarsa decemlineata (Colorado potato beetle)
Lineage: Eukaryota; Metazoa; Arthropoda; Insecta; Coleoptera; Chrysomelidae
Gene: Sap130
Product: Sin3A-associated protein 130
Biological process (GO): negative regulation of transcription by RNA polymerase II
Cellular component (GO): Sin3-type complex
Source: RefSeq, a predicted model, not a curated record
CAACACUGUUUAACAAACUCAUCCGCCAUUAUCGAUAAUUUUAAAGUUGUAUUUGAUAUAAUAAAAAAUUCCUUAGUUCCGUCAGCAAUGUCUAUAAUUUUAAUUAUUCGUGUACGUAAUGCAAAUUCUCGUUCAAGAACAGUAUCAUAAAUUCAAAAGUCAUUGUCUACCACUCAUUAAUUUGGUGGAGAAGUGUUUGAAAAUCAAAAUUUCAAAAACAGAUGCUUUUAUUGAAAUCCUGUUGUAAUAUUACUGCAAUUGUGAACGACUCUACAAUUAAAAAUGAGUGGUAAUGCCGAGGAUGAAAAGGAUUCGCCAAAGGCGGUCCCUUUAGACUUGGCUCGAAAUCAAAUAACUACUGUGAGAACUUUGGAAGGGAAGACUCCCUUAGUUAUGACAAAUCACUCUCUGCGAAACAUGAGAGUUUUAACACAAGGGGUAAGUGGUGCACACCCCUCCUCCAUCAGUGGUCCUACUAUUAUUGCAACCAAUUUAAUGUCUCAAGGAGUCAUUAAGCCAGAUACUUCAAGAACUCAAAUUGCAAGUAUAAUAACUAGUAAUGCUUCACAAGCCCAGGCUACUGGAAAUUUGUCCAGAACCACACAGAUUACUCUCACUACAGCUCCUCAAAAUUUGGGAACCUCGUAUCAUGUUCCCAGAGGUCCAGCUGUUGUUGCAAAUUUGGCUGCCCCUAGAAGCAACGUUUCAACAGUGAGAACACCAAUGGUUGUGUCUGCCCAAAGUGGCCAAACUCACCCUUUUGUACGUCCACCUCGUACUCCAAGCCCCGCAUCUGGUACAGCUUGGCUGACAAAUAGCUCGACAGGUGCACAGAUUAAAGGUACCGCAACUGUCCUGAGUUCACCAAUCAGAGGAACUACUGUGACCGGAAAACCUCAACUCAUUAGCAGAAGCCAGACUCAGUCAGUUCCCACAAUUCGACCUGGUACCAUUUUACAAAAUGCCAUUUCCAUAGGACAAUCUGGACAGAUCCAUUCGUUCAAACCGGGAGCAGCGGGAAUUCAGGCUUUAGGAAAUGCCGUUACUAUAACGCAAGUUUUGCCAAAUCGUACACAAGCAGUUGUCUAUAGUGCAAAUACAGCUCCGCAGUUCAGUCCAACAGCUAGAUUGACAGUACCUAGCGCUACACAGAAUCAAAGACCUCCCCAGCCUAGAACUAUUGGUCAAAUAACUACGACACGUUUGACAGUACCAGUGAAUGUCUCUCAGUCAGGUACACGUUUGGUAACUCCUCAGGCGACGGUUCUUGCUUCUGGCACGAGAAUAUCCACCGUUCCCUCUCAACAAGGUAGUACUCUGGGAUCCGCAACCAGAAUCGUUACGAGUCAGUCGAACGUGUCCCUCGGCAGAGUGUCUGUUGCCGCAGCUCCGACCGCAGUAUCUACCGCCAAUUUAUUGGGGCAGACCAGAAUAUCGGCUGUCAACUUGCAUCCCUUCGUGGCAGUGGCCAAUUCUUCACAGUCGAGGAGUAUUUCUAAUCAGGGCGCUAAAGUUAUCACGCCAGCUCAAGGAACAAUUCAUCUAACUCCACUUUCUACUCCGGUGAAAACAACCUCUGGUGUUGUUAACACUACUACGAGAACAAUAAAUGUGCCAGCAGCCAUAGUGACGCAACAAAGGCAAGCAACUCUAGUUCCUUCAUACUCUCUAGGUAGCGGUACUUACUUUUAUGAUAACAACAUGACCAGUUAUCCAGUUCAGAGUCGCCCGUUCGGUCAGCAGCAAUCGGCUUUUGCUGCGAUCCCCCAAACGUCUCAAUCGCAUAUUAGGCCUCAGGCUAAUACCCAGAUACAUGGAAUUAUGACAAAUCAAAUGAGGUUCAACUCUGUCGUGGUGGUGGAACCGAACCGCAGCGGUCAGCAGCAGUUCCAACCCUCUCACGCCAACGAUCAACAACAACAACUCCAUCACCAGGUCCAGGACCAAGUGCAACAAUCUCAACCUCCGAAAGUAGUUUCUUCUCCGAGACCGAGCAUACUGAGGAAGAGGGAUCACGAAGGAUCACCCUUGAAAGUGGCCAAGAAUCUCAUACCUGUUUUAGCGAAUCUACCAGUACAAUGCUCAGUAUCGGCGGCCCAAGUGCAAUCUUCUCUCGUCUCGAUUUCUCCACCUCUCAGGCCUGACUCUAGGGGUAAUGGGCACAGUUCGGGUGGAAGCACCACCUUAUCAGCAACGUCGAGUCCUGGACUCGCAGAGGUUAACGAGGAUAGCAAUCAUGUUUCAAACAAUAACAAAGAAGAAGAAGAGUCGAAACCACCUUUGGGGAUGAGCCCUAGGAAAAAACCUAGAAAACAACAGUUAACUGGCAAUGACCUGGACGAGAACAACGACGAUAUGCAAUUCAUAUCUGAUAAUCCACCGAAAAAAGAAAACGAAGACUCUGACGUCAACCAUUCAGACGAACCCAAAGAUGGUGCCCCGGAAGCAGGACAAGUGGCUCAAGUUCGCAAGCCCGCUUCGGCCAGUCUCCUGAACAGCUACAAGCAAAACUGGAAGGCCACUCACAAUCAUUAUCUGCGCCAUACGGACGUCAGGCCGAAGGACGAACGGAGGCCGACGAUUAUGGAUCUCGCCAAUCAGUAUAGGGUGCAGGAGAAGGUGAACGGGUGGAAAGUUCAUCAUCUCUCGACGCAAAUGGAGGACCUGGCUGACCAGGAACAAACUGUUUAUGAUCAGUUGACAGAAUUGUUGAAAUGUACUGAGUCUGAAGAGGGCAAGCACUUUGAUAAGGAUGUUAAUAGAAUCAACGAGCUUAUCAAGGGCAAUCUUCAAAGAAUAAAGAUUAUAAACGAUGGCAUGAUAGAAGCGAAAACGUCAAUAAUGAAGAUAUUUGAUCACAAAGUUCACGUGACGGACAUAAUAAACCGAUGUGCCAGUAAACGUAAUUUUAAGAAACGCGAAAAAUCUUAGAUUUGUAAAUAUGUGUUAUGUUCUUUUUAUUAAUAGGUUUAUAUAAUUUUGUAUAAGCGACAAAUAAUGUUUUAUAGUGAUUUUAUAAGAUUCAGAAUUUAUUUAUCAGAUAUAUUUGUAAAUGUGAAAGUUAACAAAAGAAGUUAUUAUGUUGAUGCAAUUUUUGAAUAGAGUGAUGGGAGUGUAAACAUCAAGACUAUUUUGGGACAGGACAGAAUAAAGAUGUUUUUGAUUCA